AUGAUGGAGAAUGUGCUUUCCUUGCUUGUGGAGUGGAUUAGUGGCCUGUCAGAAGCCAAUGGUGACUUCAGGAUGGAAGUAAUACCCAAUAUUAAAGUUGCUGUCGUGUCUUUUCUCAAAAAUACUGUGGUGGACACCUACUUGGCCAAAGAGCAUGUCUUCAGUGAAAGGCCCAUCUCUGUGUUUCCAUAUUAUGUGACUUUGGGCAUAGCCUUGUAUGGAAAGGAGAAGCCCCUGAGAAAGUUGCCAGCACCGUAUCUGGUGGCUCUGGAUCCUCUCAUAUGGAAAAUCUUGCAGAAGAAGCAUCACCUGGUUGAAAGGAAAAAUUAUAAAUGGGGAAGGUGUCACUGUGAGUCAAAAGACCAAGUCAGUUGGAAACAUUGUCUUUCAAACGGAAACAUGAUAGCCUCAACCCAAACCAAAGAAGGUCUAAAUCUCAUGUUGGGAAGUGGAAAUGUUACUGAUCUCCAGGUCGAUGUCAUUGUCAACACUGUUUCCGUGAAUCUUCGACUUGGAAAAGGACAACUAUCUCAGGCUCUUCUGCAGAAAGCUGGUCCACAGCUCCAGGAAGAGUUAUAUGCCAUGAAGCAGGGAACAGUGGCGGAAGUAGGUAGCGUAUUCAUGACAAGUGGCUGCAAUCUGAACUGCCAAGCUGUCCUCCAUGCCGUGGCACCAGCCUGGGAUAAUGGAGCCGGGUCUUCUCAGCAGGUCAUGGAGAAUAUAAUCAAGAAAUGUUUGACAACCGUAGAAGAGCUAUCUUUUUCAUCAAUCACAUUUCCCAUGAUUGGAACAGGAAAGUUGAGGUUUCCCAAAGCUGUUUUUGCUGAACUGAUCCUUUCGGAAGUGCUCAAAUUUAGUAGCAGCGUCUGGCAGAAAACCUUACAAAAAGUUUACUUACUGGUACAUCCAGGUGAUGACGAAAUCCAGCAGGCAUUUUUAGGUGAAUUCACUAAACAGUUGUGUGGAAAUCCCAACCAGGACAGGAUUCUCAUGGCUGGAGGUAACCAAGGUACCUUCAGGCCUGUCUCCAACCCUGGGUUCAUUUCAUAUGAAAUGAAAAUUGGUGCAAUUACUUUCCAGAUUGCUGCUGGAGAUAUUACCAAAGAAAAGGCAGAUGUGAUUGUAAACUCAACAACAAGGACAUUUAAUCUGAAAUCAGGGGUGUCAAAAGCAAUUUUAGAAGGUGCCGGACCAGCUGUGGAAAAUGAAUGUGCUCUACUAGCUGCACAGCCUCACAGAGAUUUUAUACUCACACAAGGUAGGUACUUAAUGUGCAAGAUAAUAAUUCAUGUUCUUGGGGAAAAUGAUGUCAGGAGAACGGUCUCCACUGUUCUAGAAGAGUGUGAGCGGAGGCAGUGCGCUUCUGUUUCUCUUCCAGCCAUCGGAACAGGCAAUGCUGGAAAAAACCCAAACACAGUUGCUGAUGACAUGAUCAGUGCUAUUACAGACUUCGCAUGGAAACAUCCCGCCCCAUCAUUACAAAAAGUUACAGUUGUCAUCUUUCUGUCUGAAUUGCUACAUGUAUUCUAUGACAACAUGAAAAAGAGAGAGAAUUCCAUAUCACCUGUCCUUCAGUCCAUAUGCAUCGAGACUACAUAUAAUCUUCCUGAACACUGGACUGACAUGAAUCAGCAGCUGUCCUGUGUGAUCGAGCUACACCCUGGACAGUCAGAAUAUAGCACCGUAAAGGACAAGUUUUCUGAGACUUGUCCUUCCUACAAAAUAAAGAAGAUUGAGAGGAUACAGAAUAUAUACCUCUGGCAGAGCUACCAGAUAAAGAAAAAGCACAUGGACAUGAAGAAUGGCCAUACAGAUAAUGAGAGAGUCCUGUUCCAUGGGACAGAUGCAGACUCAGUGCCCUAUGUCAAUCAGCAUGGCUUUAAUCGCAGUUAUGCUGGGAAGAAUGGUGCAGCCUAUGGAAAAGGAACUUAUUUUGCUGUUAAUGCCAGCUAUUCUGCUAACGAUAUAUACUCCAUACCAGACAGCAACGGGAGAAAGCAUACUUAUGUUGUACGAGUACUUACAGGAGUCUACACGCGUGGACGUUCAAGAUUAGUCACCCCUCCAUCAAAGAACCCUCAUGACCCCACAGAUCUGUUUGACUCUGUCGCAGAUGACACACAACACCCAGAGCUAUUUGUGGUAUUCUCUGAUAAUCAAGCUUACCCAGAUUAUCUUAUCACUUUUAGGUGUUAAAAAAUAGGUUGUUUUUUUUUUUACCUCAAAGAGAUGAUUUAGUCAUCUAUUUAUAAGAACAAAUUUAUAGAGUUUUUGUCUUUGCCUUUGGCUUGUUUAUGUAGAUAAAAACCUCUCCGUUGGGGCGCCUGGGAGGCACAGCGGUUAAGCGUC
Messenger RNA from Ailuropoda melanoleuca (giant panda), 2349 nucleotides. RefSeq names its product poly(ADP-ribose) polymerase family member 15 (gene PARP15). Lineage: Eukaryota; Metazoa; Chordata; Mammalia; Carnivora; Ursidae. Gene Ontology annotation, biological process: negative regulation of gene expression; protein poly-ADP-ribosylation. The transcript is spliced from 13 exons. Gene Ontology annotation, molecular function: NAD+ poly-ADP-ribosyltransferase activity; transcription corepressor activity. The coding region runs from base 1 to 2196 and encodes 731 amino acids. The record is from RefSeq and is a predicted model, not a curated record. Gene Ontology annotation, cellular component: cytoplasm; nucleus.